This is a messenger RNA of Aspergillus steynii IBT 23096, 1845 nucleotides long. RefSeq lists its product as uncharacterized. Gene Ontology annotation, molecular function: zinc ion binding; DNA-binding transcription factor activity, RNA polymerase II-specific; transcription cis-regulatory region binding. Gene Ontology annotation, biological process: positive regulation of transcription by RNA polymerase II. NCBI's taxonomy places the organism in Eukaryota, Fungi, Ascomycota, Eurotiomycetes, Eurotiales, Aspergillaceae. The transcript has 6 exons. Gene Ontology annotation, cellular component: nucleus. The coding region runs from base 136 to 1845 and encodes 569 amino acids. The record is from RefSeq and is a predicted model, not a curated record.
CCUUCUUGUAUCUCAUUUUUGGUAUCUUUGUCCAAGUUCCUACCAAUCGAACCCCUCUAUACCCAUGCCGUUGCGUGCCAUUCAUAAUUCUCCCGCCGCGCAAAACGCUCUGCGUCAUUUGCCUCGCAAACUGCCAUGAGAAUCGGACGGGGAUGUGAGCGUUGUCGCCUUCGUCAUAUUCGUUGUACUAUCCGACCCGGAGCUUCGUCAUGCAAUGGAUGCACACGGCUAGGGAGGAUCUGCCGACUUGAUCCGCCCUUCCGUUUCAAGACUGUUCGUCAUGUCUAUCAGAAGAGCCAGGGCACUGCGUCAAGGUUCGAGCUGGACUGGGAUUCGGCGCAGACAUGGGUGAAGGUUCCCCAAUCAUUAACAUUCGUUCAUGAAUCAGCGGAAGAAUCAACAGACGGAACGAGCGAUGCUCCCGAAUCAGUGGAUGAUGAGCAUUCCUCUCGUGAGAAUGCUCCGGAGCCUGUCACCGUAUUUCCAGUACAGCCUCAGUUUCAGCCUCCACCGAUGAUGAGCUCACCUGGCGAAAAUGGCGUCGCUGAUCCUCCAGUUCCCUCCACGGCAUCCUUGCCGGAUGAGCAUCGCGCGACAGCAUCUGCCAUUUCGCCCAACGGUGUCGCCAGCAUGAUCUCCCCGUUGCCAUCAACAAGUGCAUGGACUAGUGCAACAUCGCCAAUGAGCCCGUCCACGCCGCGGUCAACGAGUUCGGUGUCUAUGAACUCCCGCGAAGCUUUUUUGCUUCGACUGUUCAUACACAAGAUAGCACCAUGGGCUGAUAUAUGCGACCUCCGAUCCCAUUUCACUACCGAAGUCCCGCGCCGAGCUCUUCAGUUCCCCAUGGUCCUCAAAGCCGUCUUAUCUCUCUCGGCGCGUCUCGAUGCGAUCAUGAACGACGCAAGUGACUGGGAAGCAUCAGAGUAUCAUGGUCAAUGUCUCGAACUCCUGAUCGAUGCUCUGGCCCAGCCAGAAGAGACGUACGAUGAUAACCUGCUCAUCACAGUGGUCAUUCUCCGUAUUUACGAGGAACUCGAACGAGAGAACGACGAGAAUUGCCAUUUCCUUGGAUCCAACCGACUCCUUAACACGAUGACAAAGUCCGCCUCAUCCGGUGGGCUUGCCGAGGCUGUCAGUUGGCAGUUUCUGCGUCAGGCGAUCUACGCGUCUAUUGUUCAGUUUCAACCCAUUCAACUCGACUUGGGCAAUUAUGAGCGCUCUGCCGUCUUUCAACGCCGGGAUGAUGCAGCUUACGCUAACGUGAUUAUUUUCCUGUGCGCGCGCAUUAUCCAACUCUAUUCCCGCGGACCGGGAAGUCUUGUCGAUGAGGGCGAGUGGCAUCGCUUGUCUGAGAGCGUCGAACAUUGGUACCGCACGAGGCCGAUCAGCUGGCAGCCGUUGCAGUACAAGGAUGCGAAUACAGCAGAGAAUCGGCCGUUCCCCGAGCUAUGGAUGAUGUCACCUUCGGCAGUGGUCGGGCUGCAAUACUAUCACACCUGUUGUAUUCUCCUCGCCUCCGCAGAUCGUCACUGGGGAACUGUGAGCAAUUUUGGCAUCGCACGGCAGCGUCGGAUUGAAGAGAGCACAAUCGCAUCCCACAUCAUUCAAGUGAUAGGUCUAUCCAUGUCCAAUGAAACAGUUGAGAAUGCAUACUUCAUGGCUUGCCAUCUACUAGUUCGAUAUGGAUAUUGCCUUCGUAAUCCUGUCGAGCAGCGGGGUUCUGUGGAUUUUCUCACCCGAGCAGAGAAGGUCGUUGGGUGGCGGACGGCAUGGGUCGUUCGCGACCUGGAAGAACAAUGGGGCGAGCUACGAAAUUUGGAUACAUGGGAGAAUAGACGUGAUUGA